AUGUCCCGGAAGGCGCCGCGGGCUGAGGUGUGCGCCGACUGCAGCGCCCCAGACCCUGGCUGGGCGUCCAUCAACCGCGGGGUGCUCAUCUGCGACGAGUGCUGCAGCGUGCACCGCAGCCUGGGCCGCCACAUCUCCAUCGUCAAGCACCUGCGCCACAGCCCCUGGCCCGCCACCCUGCUCCAGAUGGUGCACACCUUGGCGAGCAAUGGGGCCAACUCCAUCUGGGAGCACUCGCUGCUGGAUCCAGCACAAGUGCAGAGUGGGCGCCGGAAGGCAAACCCCCAGGACAAAGUGCACCCCACCAAGUCUGAGUUCAUCCGUGCCAAGUACCAGAUGCUGGCCUUCGUCCACAAGCUGCCGUGCCGGGAUGAUGACGGUGUCACUGCCAAGGACCUCAGCAAGCAAUUGCACUCGAGCGUGCGGACGGGCAACCUGGAGACCUGCCUGCGCCUGCUCUCACUGGGUGCCCAGGCCAACUUCUUCCACCCGGAGAAAGGCACCACACCACUGCAUGUGGCCGCCAAGGCUGGGCAGAUCCUGCAGGCAGAGCUGCUGGUGGUCUACGGUGCCGACCCUGGGGCACCCGACGUGAAUGGCCGGACCCCCAUUGACUAUGCCAGGCAGGCAGCCCAGCACGAGCUGGCGGAGCGUCUGGUGGAGUGCCAGUAUGAGCUGACUGACCGGCUGGCCUUCUACCUCUGCGGCAGGAAGCCGGACCACAAGAAUGGGCACUACAUCAUCCCGCAGAUGGCUGACAGGGUGCGCCCAAAGUGCAUGGCACAGAGCCUGGACCUCUCUGAACUGGCCAAGGCAGCCAAGAAGAAGCUGCAGGCGCUCAGCAACCGCCUCUUCGAGGAGCUGGCCAUGGACGUGUACGACGAGGUGGACCGCCGGGAGAACGACGCGGUCUGGCUGACGACACAGAACCACAGCACGCUGGUGACAGAGCGCAGCGCCGUCCCCUUCCUCCCUGUCAACCCCGAGUACUCUGCUACGCGCAACCAGGGCCGGCAAAAACUGGCCAGGUUCAACGCCAGGGAGUUUGCCACCUUGCUGAUCGACAUCCUUGGGGAAGCCAAGCGCCGGCAGCAAGGGAAGAGUCUGCUCAGCCCCACAGACGCCCUCGACUACUCGCUGCGGAGCCAGAGUGACCUGGACGACCAGCACGACUACGACAGCGUCGCCUCUGACGAGGACACGGACCAGGAACUGCUGCGCAACGCCUCCCGCAACAACCGUGCCAGGAGCAUGGACUCCUCUGACCUGUCAGAUGGCCCCAUCACGCUGCAGGAGUACCUGGAGGUGAAGAAGGCUCUGGCUGCCUCUGAGGCUAAGGUGCAGCAACUGAUGAAGGUGAACAACAGCCUGAGCGAUGAGCUGCGCCGGCUGCAGCGCGAGAUCCACAAACUGCAGGCAGAGAACACGCAGAUCCGGCAGCAGACUGGUCCUGCGCAUCCCACCCCGGCCCCCAGCGAGCGGCCGGACCACGGGCACCCCCAGGGCACAGCUCCCCCACACCGCCGGGACCGCCAGGCCUUCUCCAUGUACGAGCCGGGCUCGGCGCUGAAACCCUUUGGGCAGCCGGUGGAGGAGCUGGUGACAAGGCUCCAGCCCUUCAGCCCCGGCGAGGUGGAGGACGAGGCUCUGUACUCCAUGCACAUCCCGGCCAGCGUGUACCGGAUCCGAAAAGGUCCAUCUGCCUCCUCGGUGCCCUUCCCUCCAUCUUCUCCGCUGCUCUCCUGCCCGCCUGAUGGUGCCCGACACAUGAGCAAGCUGGACCGGCAUGGCAGCGGCACUGACAGCGACUAUGACAACACACAGGCUGGUGAGGUUCUGGUCAGCAUGGAUGGGAAGCGGUUUGUGGACCUGAGCAAGGAUGAGGAUUUCCCCCACGAGCUGGACCCGCUGGAUGGGGAGCUGGACCCUGGCCUGCCCAGCACGGAGGAUGUCAUCCUCAAAACUGAGCAGGUCACCAAGAACAUCCAGGAGCUGCUGCGGGCAGCACAAGAGUCCAAGCAUGACAGCUUCAUGCCCUGCUCAGAGAAGAUCCACUCGGCAGUGACAGAGAUGGCAUCACUCUUCCCUAAGAAACCAGCACUGGAGACGGUGCGGAGCUCCCUGCGGCUGCUCAACACCAGCGCCUACCGGCUGCAGAGCGAGUGCCGCAAGACCGUGCCCCCUGAGCCCGGCGCCACCGUGGACUACCAGCUCCUGACCCAGCAGGUCAUCCAGUGUGCCUACGACAUCGCCAAGGCCGCCAAGCAGCUGGUCACCAUCACCACUCGUGAGAAGAAGCAGUGA
Cinclus cinclus is the source of this 2304-nucleotide messenger RNA. It is a transcript of the gene GIT1, whose product is annotated as GIT ArfGAP 1. Gene Ontology annotation, biological process: brain development; regulation of ARF protein signal transduction. The transcript is spliced from 22 exons. The record is from RefSeq and is a predicted model, not a curated record. NCBI's taxonomy places the organism in Eukaryota, Metazoa, Chordata, Aves, Passeriformes, Cinclidae. Gene Ontology annotation, molecular function: GTPase activator activity; protein binding. Bases 1 to 2304 code for a protein of 767 amino acids.